Centropristis striata (black sea bass) is the source of this 1398-nucleotide messenger RNA. Its product is annotated as corticotropin-releasing factor-binding protein-like. Bases 411 to 1379 code for a protein of 322 amino acids. The record is from RefSeq and is a predicted model, not a curated record. Gene Ontology annotation, biological process: negative regulation of corticotropin-releasing hormone receptor activity; negative regulation of corticotropin secretion; hormone-mediated signaling pathway. The transcript is spliced from 7 exons. Lineage: Eukaryota; Metazoa; Chordata; Actinopteri; Perciformes; Serranidae. Gene Ontology annotation, molecular function: corticotropin-releasing hormone binding.
AAUUAAAUAUAUGUAUUUAAAUACGUUGCACACCUGUAAUGGGCAGUUUUGUUUGCUUGAUUUUAUUCAUUAAUUUAUUUGUUGUGCUUGUCAUCAUGAUUUACGCAUCACACCAUAACCUCGUAACCGGGUGGCCUAAAUAAGCAAUAUAAUGUAUGCAUUUGGUAGUUUAACAUCCUAACGAAAUUAUACGUAGUUGCUAUUUGUUCCUACACAGCCAAGCGUAUGUAAGUGUCCUAACAUUAGCAUGAAUGGGAGAUUUACACACAUGAUGGUGAAGUGCUUGUCAGUGACCCUCUGAUACAGGCCCGUCUGUCUGUGUGUGCUGCUAUAAAAGCUGCCAGCUCUCACACAGCGCCGUUAUUCCCCCUUCGCUUCUCCAAACACUUCACCGAGAGACGCACGUCAGGAUGUCGGUGGCUCUGCGCGCACAGCUGCUCCUCUUCCUCAUCUCCCUCUCAUCACGGAUGGGGCUCAGUCGCUACAUUGAGGACAACGAAGCUGCAGAGGGAUUAUAUUCUCUGCUCAGUUUGGACCAGAAAAGAGAUUCAGAGGAUUUUAUUUUCCGCCGACCUCUCAGAUGUUUGGACAUGCUGGCCACUGAUGGUUACUUCACUUUCGUGGCGUCUCGGCCUCAGCUGGCCUGUGCAGCUUUCAUCAUCGCUGAGCCCAGUGAGGUCAUCAGCCUGGAGCUGUCUGACGUCAACAUCGACUGCAGCGCCGGAGACUUCAUCAAGAUGUUUGAUGGCUGGGUGCUAAAGGGAGAGAAGUUCCCCAGCAGGCAGGACCACCAGCUACCUAUAAACCAGCGCUACACGGACUACUGCUCCUCCACAUCACCAGGACUCAGCACCCGCUCCUCUCAGAAUGUCGCCAUGAUCUUCUUCCGCAUCCACAGCCCUGACAGUGGCUUCACCCUCGCUGUCAAAAAGCUACACAACCCUUUCCCCUGUAACAUCAUGUCUCAGAGUCCAGAGGGCAGCUUCACCAUGGUGAUGCCACACCAGCGCAGGAACUGCAGCUUCUCCAUCAUCUACCCUGUGGAGAUCCGACUGACAGAUCUCAGCCUGGGGCAGGCCAAGAGCAAUGAGCUCAGCCCACAGAGACAGCUGUGGACGGGCUGUUCAGGGUCAGGUGACUAUGUGGAGCUGCUAGGGGGGAAUGGCGUGGACACCUCUAUGAUGUUCCCUGUAGCUGACCUCUGCUUCUCCCCCAGUGGGCUCGCUCAGAUGAAGAUUGGUUGUGAUAACUCAGUGGUGAGGCUGGUGUCCAGUGGGAACUAUAUCAAUCGUGUUUCCUUCCAGUACCGACUACUGGAACAACAUGAGCUCCCCAAGACCCGAGAGAACGCUCUGGAUAACUUCUGCUCCGUGGAAUGAGAUCACACACACACAGACA